AUGAGUGAUAUAGAGUUGAUUAAUCCUGAUCAAUAUCAACAAGUGAGGAGUAAUAGAUAUCAACAGACACCCAUACUACACACCCUACAACAACAACAGCAACAGCAACAAUCAUCUUCAACGUCACCAAAGCAACCACACCAACAGCAACAACAGUAUAGUAUAAAUACUAGCAGUUUUCCUUAUAGACGAUCACCUUUACAUCCAACAUCAAAAUUAUAUUCACAACCACAACAAUCUUUCAAUUCAGAGUGGGUAGAGGAUCAAUCAUAUAACAAUUCACCGUCCAAACUAUCAACAUUAUUAGAACUUGAACUUGAACUUGAACGUGAACGCAGUAACAACAUCAACAAUAUGUCAGGUACAGUAGGAUCAAUUGAUCCAUCGAAAUUUGAAACCCCAUCUAAAGCAUCCAACAACAACCACAACAACAACGCACUUAAUUUCCACUACAUUAAUACCCCAGUUUCUCAUCACAAAUUAGAUAUCAAUAAUACCACCACUAAUAAGGACAACUACCAUUACAAUGACAAUGACAAUAACGAUGAAUAUAUUGAAAAGGCAUCGACCACAUCUUCUUCAACCACCAUAACAACCAGAUUACCAAAAGUUAGUAAUUGGGAUAUUUUUUGGUCAAUGCUUAAUGAUCUUGUUGGUAAAGACAAAAUGGCCAAAGUUGGUCAAUAUACUUUACGAUUAUUAGUUUAUCAUGCUGGGAAAUCACAAACUUAUUUAUCUGAUAAUAAUAUAAAUAUCAAAGUCAUUAAUGAACGGUAUAAUGAUACUACAAAAAAAUUGAAUUUAUUGAAGAAUUUUUUCAAUCAUCCAGCUGAUUUCAUUAAAAUCAUUGUUAUUUUGAUUCUUUCAAUUUUUAAACAAAAAGCUGCCGGGAUGAUUAAUGGAUUAUCAAUGUAUAGACAAUUUCUUCGAUUUGGUAAAACUACAUUCAGAAUUAGAGAUUUAAUUGUUAAAUUUCAUCAUAAUGUUUUCAAUAAUUCUUCCGAUAAUCAAGUUCAAAUUAAUAAAUCAAAAAUAUUUGAUCGUAAAACUUUGGGACAAUUUUUAUCUUUAUAUUAUGGAAUUAAUGAUGAAUCAAUAUUACUUUAUAAAUUAAAUGUUUUAUCUAAUCCUGAUUAUAAAAAAUUUGUUAGUAAACAUGAAAGUAUAGCUUGGCAUUGUGAAACUUGGUUAGCUUUAUAUAAUGCUUAUGAAAAUUUACAAAAUUUAUUACAACAAGAAAUGGAUUUAAAAAUUCAAAUUCAAGUUAAAAAUAAAGCUAAACAAUUGUCAAAACAAAUUUUAUUAGGUGGGAACGCCAAAGGUAAUGAUAGUGGUGGUUUACUUGGGUUUAAUAUUUCAACUAUUCCAACGGUGAAUAGUGAAGAUGCUAAAAAUUUGACACAAAUUCAAUUCAAGAAAAAUAAUGCUUGGAUAGAUAUUUAUAAGAAUUUAUCAGAUUUGGCAUUUAAUACUUAUACAGUGUUUAAUAUUGCCUUACCUUUUGAUACUUGGCAAAUAUGGAUGGGUAUUAGUGCUUCAGUAUUGAGUACUAUUAAAUUAUAUAGAGAAACAAAGCAAAAAAUGAUUGAAAAAGAAUUGACAAAAUUGAAAUCAGAUUGA
Molecule: messenger RNA, 1620 nt
Organism: Candida albicans SC5314
Lineage: Eukaryota; Fungi; Ascomycota; Pichiomycetes; Serinales; Debaryomycetaceae
Exons: 1
Coding region: 1-1620 (539 amino acids)
Biological process (GO): regulation of peroxisome size; peroxisome fission
Cellular component (GO): peroxisomal membrane
Source: RefSeq, a predicted model, not a curated record